Drosophila subpulchrella is the source of this 1739-nucleotide messenger RNA. It is a transcript of the gene nes, whose product is annotated as lysophospholipid acyltransferase 5. Gene Ontology annotation, cellular component: membrane. The coding region runs from base 114 to 1607 and encodes 497 amino acids. The record is from RefSeq and is a predicted model, not a curated record. NCBI's taxonomy places the organism in Eukaryota, Metazoa, Arthropoda, Insecta, Diptera, Drosophilidae. Gene Ontology annotation, molecular function: lysophospholipid acyltransferase activity; 1-acylglycerophosphocholine O-acyltransferase activity. Gene Ontology annotation, biological process: phosphatidylcholine biosynthetic process; lipid modification. The transcript has 4 exons.
UUGGCCAACAAUUCAGCUUGCCGCUCUCGUUUGUUGCUCCCAUUCGCUUUUAUGACCUGACCGUGAAAUCAAUAGACAUCAAAUAUUUAAAUCGGUGCGGUGGCAAAUUUAGCAUGACGGAACACACGGAGGUCGUGCCCCACAAUGGCCUGAUGGAUGGAAUCGCCUGGGGGGUUGGGGUCCCCGUGGAGGCCCUCCGAUUGCUCCUAACCAUCCUGGCCGGCUAUCCCUUGGCAGCGUUCUAUCAAAAGUUUAUAGCCGUCAUUGCCGAUAAGACCGUGCAUCACAUGUUCUUUGCCGGAUGCGGCGCUGGGUUGUGUUACUUUAACUAUGGCCGCGACACAUAUCACUCCCUGGUGGCCAUCCUGACCACCUAUUUCCUGGUACUUCUCCUGCGAAAGAAAGCACAAAUAUUCCUGGCCAUAAACUUUGUAUUCCACAUGACUUAUCUGCUGCUUGGCUACUUCUACACCUCCAGCAAUGAAUACGAUAUUCUGUGGACGAUGCCCCACUGCAUUUUGGUACUCCGAAUGAUUGGCUACGGCUUUGACAUCACCGACGGACUGAAAGAGGAAUCGCAGUUGUCUAAGGAGCAGAAGGAAACAGCUCUGAAGGAACCCCCUUCGCUGCUGGAACUCUUGGCCUUUGCCUAUUUCCCCAGUGGAUUCUUGGUGGGUCCACAGUUUCCCUAUAGCCGCUAUCAGGCCUUCGUCGACGGCAAAUUCCGUCAGCACGAGGGGAGCUUGGAGGCUGGCGUGCGCCGGUUUGGAGCCGGCGCCGUCUACCUGAUCGUGUGUCAAGUGGGUCUGAGAUAUCUACCCGACUCGUACUUCCUCACCCCGGAGUUUGCGGAAGUUCCGUUUAUCAAGAGGAUCUAUUUCCUGGGCUUCUGGGCCAAAUUCAGUCUGUACAAGUACAUAUCAUGCUGGAUGCUCACAGAGGGAGCACUCAUCUGCAUUGGCUUAACGUACAAAGGAGAGGACAAGAACGGGCAACCCGAUUGGUCGGGCUGCAGCAAUGUGAAGCUAAAGCUCCUGGAGACGGGGAACACGAUGGAACACUACGUGCAAAGCUUCAAUGUGAACACGAAUCAGUGGGUGGGACAGUAUAUCUACAAGCGACUGAAGUUUCUCAACAAUAGAACGAUCAGCUAUGGCGCGGCUUUGGGUUUCUUGGCCAUCUGGCACGGAUACCACAGCGGAUACUACAUGACCUUCCUCAUGGAAUACAUGGUCGUGAGCACCGAAAAGCAAAUAACCCGCUUUUACACCAAAGUGGUGUUGCCCAAGUGGGGCCACAUCCUCAACAACUCGGACAUUUACAAACUGCUGUACUUCAUCACUAUGAAAUCGUAUAACGUAGUUUACAUGGGUUGGUGUCUCACCGCAUUUGUGUUUCUGAAAUACGAGCGUUGGAUAGUGGUGUACGGAGCGGUUCACUACUACGGAUUCACGGUUCUGAUCGUCUGGGCUGUCUUUUACCACACCUAUAAUCACCUUUUCCGGAUCAGUUCUCGAAAAGAAGCUGGUGAGGAUGGCAAGUUAGAGGACAAAAGUACGGAAAAGCUUACAGAGGAAAAGAAGCCAGAAGACAAAAAGUCUGAGUAGGGGAAGGAUUGGAGGAAAUCACCGGCAGGAAGUUCUCAAAAUUUUAGUUUUGCCUUGACAAUUGUUUGGAAUUGGUAUUAAUCAAAGAAUCGAAUUGUUUUUACUAACCAAAUAAGAAGUUUUACCAAAUAA